Dipodomys spectabilis (banner-tailed kangaroo rat) is the source of this 3274-nucleotide messenger RNA. RefSeq names its product Kruppel like factor 5 (gene Klf5). Gene Ontology annotation, biological process: regulation of transcription by RNA polymerase II. Gene Ontology annotation, molecular function: DNA-binding transcription factor activity, RNA polymerase II-specific; RNA polymerase II cis-regulatory region sequence-specific DNA binding. The coding region runs from base 329 to 1705 and encodes 458 amino acids. The transcript is spliced from 4 exons. Lineage: Eukaryota; Metazoa; Chordata; Mammalia; Rodentia; Heteromyidae. The record is from RefSeq and is a predicted model, not a curated record.
AGGUACGCGCGUUCGCAGCUCGCUGGAGGAGAUCGGCGGUGGCGGGAGCGGGCUCCGGAGAGCCUGAGAGCGCGGCGGGGCGGGGCGGGGCGGGAGAAAGUGGCCGUCCGGGGGGACGUUGGCGGCUACGCGAGGCCGAGCGGAAGACUUUUGGCUUUUCGUGCGCGCCAUCGAGAACCGUGCUCGCUGUUGGCCGGAGGGGUUCUGCCCGGAGCCUCCCCUCCACCCCCGCGGCCCCGCGCCGAGUUCGCCGUCCCGAGCCAGCGCGGGCUACGCGGAGAGCGUUCCCGACCCGCGCCCCGCGCCCGGAGCCGCCCCCCGACUGCCCAUGGCGACGCGGGUGCUGACCAUGAGCGCCCGCCUGGGACCCGUGCCCCAGCCGCCGGCCCCGCAGGACGAGCCGGUGUUCGCGCAGCUCAAGCCGGUGCUGGGCGCCGCGAACCCGGCCCGCGACGCGGCGCUCUUCCCGGGCGAGGAACUGAAGCACCCGCACCACCACCACCCGCAGGCGCAGCCCGCGCCCCCGCAGCCCCCGCAGCCGGCGCCGCCGCCCGCCGCCGGCCCGCGACUGCCGGCCGAGGAGCUGGUCCAGACAAGAUGUGAAAUGGAGAAGUAUCUGACGCCUCAGCUUCCUCCACUUCCAGUAAUUCAAGAGCAUAAAAAAUAUAGACGAGACAGUGCCUCAGUCGUAGACCAGUUCUUCACUGACAGUGAAGGGUUACCUUACAGUAUCAGCAUGAACGUCUUCCUCCCAGACAUCACUCACCUGAGAACUGGCCUCUACAAAUCCCAGAGACCGUGCGUAUCUCACAUCAAGACAGAACCUGUUACCAUUUUCAGCCACCAGAGUGAGACGACUGCCCCUCCUCCGGCCCCGACCCAGGCCCUCCCUGAGUUCACCAGUAUAUUCAGCUCACACCAGACCGCAGCUCCAGACGUGAACAACAUUUUCAUCAAACAAGAACUUCCUACACCAGACAUUCAUCUAUCUGUCCCUUCCCAGCAGGGCCACCUGUACCAGCUACUGAAUACACCGGAUCUAGACAUGCCCAGUUCUACAAACCAGACAGCCGUAAUGGACACCCUUAACGUUUCUAUGUCAGCUGCCAUGGCAGGUCUUACCACACACACCUCUGCUGUUCCGCAGACUGCAGUGAAACAGUUCCAGGGCAUGCCCCCCUGCACAUACACAAUGCCAAGUCAGUUUCUUCCCCAACAGGCCACUUACUUUCCCCCAUCACCACCCAGCUCAGAGCCUGGAAGUCCCGAUAGACAAGCAGAGAUGCUCCAGAAUUUAACCCCACCUCCAUCCUAUGCUGCUACAAUUGCUUCUAAACUGGCAAUUCACAAUCCAAAUUUACCCGCCACCCUGCCAGUUAAUUCACAAAACAUCCAACCUGUCAGAUACAACAGAAGGAGUAACCCCGAUUUGGAGAAACGACGUAUCCACUACUGUGAUUUUCCUGGUUGCACAAAAGUUUAUACAAAGUCUUCUCAUUUAAAAGCUCACCUGAGGACUCACACUGGUGAGAAGCCCUACAAGUGCACCUGGGAAGGCUGUGAUUGGAGGUUCGCCCGCUCGGACGAGCUGACCCGCCACUACCGCAAGCACACGGGUGCCAAGCCCUUCCAGUGCGCCGUGUGCAACCGCAGCUUCUCGCGCUCCGACCACCUGGCGCUGCACAUGAAGCGCCACCAGAACUGAGAACUGAGCGCCCGGAGGCGGAGGCGCGGGCCCCGCCGGCCCCGGCUCAACUCCACACUAACUAUUCCUAUAAAAGAGAGAACGAAAUACUGGAAAAUGUAUAUUUUGUAUAUUUGAGAAAACAGGGAAUACAUUGUAUCAAUACCAAAGUGUUUGGCUGUUUUCAGAGUCUGGAAUGCUGGCUGUGAACGCAGGUUUCAUCUCACACAGGCAGCCACGCGCGAGCGUGGGCCGGGGUGGAGGGAGGGGCACGCGCGUGUGUUCGAGGCUGGGCACCCUCGUUCUUCGCGACAGUGUUUAGUAAAUCAAGUUUCAGUCACCGGAAGGAUGGAGCGGGAUGUCAAGAUUUUUACUUGACGUGGAAUAAUUUCUUCCUCAAUAUUGGAUAAUUCCUUAGAGGUGAGGUACGCACUGUACCUGGCAAUUCACAAAUAGCCAUUGAACAAAUACUUUUCUUUUUAUAUGAGUUGCCUAUAUUUGCUAUUGAAAAUUUUGUAAAUAAGCAAAUCAGCUUUAUAGGUUUAUUACAAGUUUUUUAAGGUUCUUUUUGGGGGCGGGGAGGGAGUCACACUUCUUUCAAAAAUAACCAUGAAUACAUUUACAAAUAGCAUUUGGGGGUCGGAGAACCUCUCCAAAUAUUACCAAAUUCAGUUCUUUGGGGAAAGGAAUAAUCAUUCAAAUGAGUUUUAGAAAGGAAAUCUCAUGCACUGAUUAAAGCAGGAUUAUUUUAAAUAUGGAAGAUGUUUUAUAUGAAUUAUAAAUUCAAGCUUCAAAAUCGUUACAGUAUACAAAAGUUAAACCUCACAAUAAGCUAAAUACAGUAUCGGUUUUUGUUUUUGUUUUUUUCCAGAAGGACAUGUGCUUUUCACAUAGAAACAUUGAAUUUAUGACGCAGUUUUCGUAUCCUGAGAUGCUUGUGCAGUACUGUUGGUUAAAUGACAAUUUAUGUGGAAUUUGCAUGUAAUAUACAGUGAGACACAGUAAUUUUAUCUGAAUUACAGUGCAGUGCAAUUAGCUGUUAAUACUGACUCAGUGUCUGCCUUUAAUAUCAAUGAUAGGUUGAAAGCUUAAGAAAGCAAGCGCUAUUCCAUAUAUGCAAUAGAAAAUAGUAAUGUGAUGUCCACGCUGUUAACCAAAGGGCAGAAUAAUAAGCAAAAUGCCAAAAGGGGUCUUAAUUGAAAUGAAAAUUUAAUUUUGUUUUUAAAAUAUUGUUUAUCAUUAUUUAUUUUGUGGUAAUAUAGUAAGUUUUUUUAGAAAACAAUUUUCAUAACUUGGUAAAUUAUAGUUUUGUUUGUUAGAAACGUUGCUCUUAAAACGUGUAAAUAGACAACAUGGUGUAAAUAAUUUUGUAAGAGGCUUCAAAAUGUUUAUACGUGGAAACGUACCUACAUCAAAAGCAUAAAAUCGGUUGCUGUUUUGCUUCUUUUUUUCCCUCUUAUUUUUGUAUUGUGGUCAUUUCCUAUGCAAAUAAUGGAGCAAACAGCUGUAUAGUUGUAGAAUUUUUUGAGAGAAUGAGAUGUUUAUAUAUUAACGACAAUUUUUUUUGGAAAAUAAAAAGUGCCUAAAAGA